Messenger RNA from Penicillium oxalicum, 1464 nucleotides. RefSeq lists its product as uncharacterized. The transcript has 3 exons. The record is from RefSeq and is a predicted model, not a curated record. NCBI's taxonomy places the organism in Eukaryota, Fungi, Ascomycota, Eurotiomycetes, Eurotiales, Aspergillaceae. The coding region runs from base 1 to 1464 and encodes 487 amino acids.
AUGGCCAUGCAGUUUUUCAACCAGAUUAAAAACCGUCGACGGUCAUCCCAGAUGACGAGUUCACAUAAUCCAGUUCUGACGCCAGAAGACGAGGCCUUCCUACAGAAAGUGACGUCGGACCCGGAGCAUCGCUCAGGUCCCGCUGUCGAGUAUGAAUCCGAGUCACAGCAAGCCCUCACCGAGGAUCCUCAAGCACCAGUGGCUGGCGAAAGAGCUCUGGAAGGGACAGUUCCAGCUUCACCACAAGAAGAGCUGGGAAGGAAUCUUGGUGAAGAAGACAAAUUGGACCAGAAGCGAAAAAAUGAAAUCCAAAAAGAGGCUGAACCAGUCAAGCCGGAGGAGGCGGCAGUGGCAGAUAAGAAAGUAAACCGAUGGAGCACCAUGUUCUGGAAGAAAGCCCCAGCCUCUGAUAAGGGAAAGCAGAAACAAUCCGGUCCGGCUACUGUGGAGAACGACACUGCUGGAACGUCCGCGGCAGCUGGUGAUCUGACACCGAGUGAGGAGGAACUGCGCAAGGAACAAGAAGACAUGACCGAUAUUCUCGAUCGACUGAACCUUGCAGCAGACAACAAUCGGGUAUUCUCAGUGAGCGAGGAGACUCAAGAGCUCCUCCGAAAGUUCAAAUUGAUCUUCAAGGAUCUUGUGAACGGCGUCCCGACCGCGUACAAUGAUUUGGAAAUGCUAUUGACGAACGGCAAUCGUCAACUGCAAGACACAUACACCAAGCUUCCUGGCUUCAUGCAGAAGCUCAUUGAGAAGCUUCCAGAGCGAUGGACCGACACGCUGGCCCCGGAAAUGCUUGCAGUGGCCAGUGAGCGUGCUGGCCGGAGCGGGAUCAACAUGGAGAACGUCGGCAAAGCAGCCGCUGUUGCGCAAAAGGCAGGUCUCAACGUGCCAAGUCUCAAAGAACUGGUCUCCAAGCCGGCCGCCAUCGUCGGCAUGCUGCGAUCCAUCAUGGGAUUCUUGCGAGCCAGGUUCCCCGCUGUACUGGGGAUGAAUGUGCUGUGGUCAUUGGCGCUAUUCUUAUUACUCUUUGUCCUUUGGUACUGCCACAAGCGAGGACGGGAGGUUCGCCUCGAGAACGAGCGUCUAGUGACGGAAGAUGAGAUCAGAAAGUUGAACGAGGAAACCUCCGAUACCCCGAUUCGCCCGUCGCAGACCUUGCUUACGGUUGCGCCUCAGGGCGCCUCGGUCGAAGAAGUUCGAGAGGGUGUGAAGAAAGUUGAGGAAGCACGAGCUUCAGCAAGCAGUGAGACGACUGAUCGAGCCCCUGCUGGUACUCCACAGCCAGCGGCUGUGUCUGAGCAAGAGCAAGCAGAUGCUCGUCCAGACGAAUCCAAUAAUGAAGUCCCACGCCCUGCACCGGUCCCUACUCGGACCAAGUCAUUCCUCUCGAUGUGGAGUCGAACCAAGUCCGACACCGAGACGAGUUCGGGCAAGGUAUCGCCAUAUCCGGGAACCUAG